Magnolia sinica is the source of this 726-nucleotide messenger RNA. RefSeq names its product nonsense-mediated mRNA decay protein 2-like. The record is from RefSeq and is a predicted model, not a curated record. The coding region runs from base 1 to 726 and encodes 241 amino acids. NCBI's taxonomy places the organism in Eukaryota, Viridiplantae, Streptophyta, Magnoliopsida, Magnoliales, Magnoliaceae. The transcript has 3 exons.
AUGGCAGAAGGCCACAAGCAUUCCCUUACUCCUCCAGUCCUGUGUUCCAUCUAUAAAGCCCUUGGGGAAGUGGCAACUCACGUAAAGAGUCCUGCCAUCGAUGCUUCUUCAACAUACACUCCAUGGCAUUACAUCAUCAGUUGGCUGGAAAUAGAGGAAGAAGAACUAGAGGAAGAAAGCUCAUCCUCGUCAGCUGAAGAUACUACUUCUGUUGAAUAUGACACUGAAGAAGAUGACGAAGAAGCUGAUGAUAAUGAUGAUGAUGAUUUUAAAGAAGGAGAAGUUAAUAUCAAUGAUGAGGAUGAUGCUGAUGUUGUUAUGAAAGGUGUUCCUGCUAAUGAAGGACAUCCCUCAUCGAUUCCUCAAAAUGUCGAAACUGAAGGUCCUUCUACUGCUGAUGUUCCUGCAAAAAUUCCAACAAUAGAAGAGGAAGAUGAGGAACCUUUGGGUUAUGGUGAAUAUGGAUAUUCACCAGGUAAUUAUGCUACUGAUGGCAGAACAGGCGAUACUCCUCCUGAAGCACAAUCGGCUCUGAUGAGAUUUUCCUUGGUUCCCCUUGUAGCACCGAAGGUGGUAGCCUGUGAGAUCAUUUUUCCAGUGGAACCCAUUGACUUACCGACUCCAGCAACUAUUGAUUCUAGCACCAAAGCUAGAGCCCCUUCUUUUACAGAUAUGAGGGAACUCGGUCCUUCUUCUGUCAAAGAGACACAAUAUCUCACUGCUUAA